Lycium barbarum (goji berry) is the source of this 765-nucleotide messenger RNA. RefSeq lists its product as uncharacterized. The record is from RefSeq and is a predicted model, not a curated record. The transcript has a single exon. Lineage: Eukaryota; Viridiplantae; Streptophyta; Magnoliopsida; Solanales; Solanaceae. The coding region runs from base 1 to 765 and encodes 254 amino acids.
AUGGAGAAAUAUAAGCAUCUUCUCCGAGAAAGAGAGGAAGAGUUGGGUCGGGCGGCUGUUCUUGCCAACCUUCGUCCCGAGCUCGAUGCGGCCAAGGACGAAAAUCGUCGUUUGAAGAGCGAAUUGGUCGCCAUGACCGAUUAUAACCGAAGCCUCGAGACUGAGAAGAUUGGCCUUAGCCGAGACAAAGCCCAUUUUUCGUCGAGGCUGGACGAGCUGGAGACCACCGUAUCCCAACUCCGGGGGGAACUGGAUUUGGUGAAGGCCGAUGCAGUGGGCCUAGCCGAGAGGAACCGGCUACUGGAAUCUGACACCGCCCUGUAUAAAGAACGUAUGGGAGUUUUUGAAGGGAAAGCCGAGGAGCGGUCUCGGAUAUGUGAGGGCUUGAAAGCCGAGCUGGAGGAGGCGGUGAGCGCCAACGAUGUUCUUAAGGCUGAGCUAGAAGCUGCUGUUCACAUGAGGAAUAUUGCUGUGGCGAACCGAGCCGAGCUGGAGACUAAGUCAGCUAAAGCCGAGGCUGAUUUAGAAGAAGCCUGGAAAGGCGUGGAGGCGGCCGAGGCUCAUACUGCCAUCGUCGCCGAGUACGAGAAGUGGAAGUCUCGACGGCUCACCCUCGAAGAAGCCGAGCACGGAUUCUCCGAUCUUCCGGCCCUGAUAAAGCAGGCCAAAGGAAUGGAGGAGGAGGCAAACCACGCCCUCGGGUCCGAUUCAGACGAUUCCGAGAGAACCGAGUCCGAUCAUUCUGUCUCCAGUCAUCUAACAUAG